Molecule: messenger RNA, 2143 nt
Organism: Volvox carteri f. nagariensis
Lineage: Eukaryota; Viridiplantae; Chlorophyta; Chlorophyceae; Chlamydomonadales; Volvocaceae
Gene: cct1
Product: chaperonin complex component
Exons: 12
Coding region: 147-1796 (549 amino acids)
Biological process (GO): protein folding
Cellular component (GO): chaperonin-containing T-complex
Molecular function (GO): ATP-dependent protein folding chaperone; ATP binding; ATP hydrolysis activity
Source: RefSeq, a predicted model, not a curated record
AGACAGGUAGCUUAUAAGAUAUUGGACUGCUACUCCUUGAUUUUUGUGCCGCCUGUCUCCUUCGAGAUUCCUACCCGAUCACUAACAAGCUGAGCCGCCGCCACAACCACUGCAAGCCAAGCCUGUUUUUCUAACUUAUUUGAAAAAUGGCAGCUGCAGCACUAGGCCAACGACUGCAAAUUGCGGGAGAGCGGCAAAGCGGCCAAGAUGUGCGUACUCAGAACGUGACGGCAGUGACUGCAGUGGCGAACAUAGUGAAAAGUAGCUUGGGGCCAGUGGGCUUGGACAAGAUGCUUGUGGAUGACAUCGGUGACGUGACAAUUACAAAUGACGGCGCUACUAUCUUACGUCUGCUGGAGGUGGAGCACCCAGCGGCAAAGAUUCUGGUUGAGCUAGCGGAGCUUCAGGACGCUGAGGUGGGUGACGGCACCACCUCGGUGGUCAUCCUGGCUGCGGAGUUGUUAAAGCGAGCCAACGAGCUCGUGAACAACAAAAUCCACCCAACCAACAUCAUUGCUGGCUACCGCUUGGCCAUGCGGGAGGCGUGCAAGUUCAUUGAGGAGCGCAUGGCCACCAGCACUGACGACCUGGGCACGGAGACGCUGCUCAACGCGGCCCGCACCUCCAUGUCGUCCAAGAUUGUGGGGGCCGAGGGCGACUUCUUCGCGCGCAUGGUUGUGGAUGCCAUGAACGCGGUCAAGACCACUGACGAGAUUACGGGCCGUACCCGGUACCCCGUCAAGGCCGUCAACGUGCUCAAGGCACACGGCAAGAGCGCCCGAGAAUCAGUCCUGCUCAACGGCUAUGCACUCAAUCUCGGUCGCGCGGCGCAGGGCAUGCCCAAACGCCUGGCCGGUGGCGUCAAGAUCGCGUGCCUGGACAUGAACCUCCAGAAGGCGCGAAUGAUGAUGGGUGUGCAGGUACUUGUGAACGAUCCCAAAGAGCUGGAGAAGAUUCGCGAGCGCGAGUCGGACAUCACCAAGGAGCGCAUCCAGAAAAUCCUUGACGCGGGAGCCAAGGUCAUCCUCACCACCAAGGGCAUUGACGACAUGGCCCUCAAGUACUUUGUUGAGGCGGGGGCCAUUGCUUGCCGCCGGGUGGAGAAGGACGAUCUGCGUCGCAUCGCCAAGGCCACCGGCGCAACGGUGGUUCUGACCUUGGCCGACAUGGACGGCAACGAGACCUUCGACCCAGCUCACCUGGGCUCGGCGGAGGAGGUGGUUGAGGAGCGGGUGGCGGAUGACAACAUGAUCAUGAUCAAGGGCUGCAAGUUCUCAAAGGCGGUUACGUUGCUGCUGCGUGGCGCCAAUGACUACAUGCUGGACGAGAUGGACCGCUCCAUCCACGACUCGCUCUGCGUCGUCAAGCGCGUGCUUGAGUCGGGCAAUGUCGUGCCAGGCGGCGGCGCUGUUGAGGCGGCGCUGUCCAUAUACCUGGAGAACUACGCGACCACGCUGGGCAGUCGCGAGCAGCUGGCCAUUGGCGAGUUUGCCAACGCGCUACUGGUGCUGCCCAAGACGCUAGCUGUCAACGCGGCCAAGGACGCCACAGAACUGGUGGCGGCUCUCCGUGCCUACCACUACAAGGCUCAGACGCAGCCGGACCAGGCAGUGUGUGCGCAGUACGGGCUGGACCUGGUGGAGGGCAAGGUGCGCAACAACGUGGAGGCGGGAGUGCUGGAGCCAGCCAUGAGCAAGCUCAAAAUGAUCCAGUUCGCAACGGAGGCCGCGAUCACUAUCCUCCGCAUCGACGACCUAAUCAGGUUGGAACCGCAGCAGGAUGCUGGCGAUGACUGAGGGCGUCCCAGGGGCUGUGGCUGUGCGUCGGAGUUGAGUUUUGUCAUGUCGUAUGUAAUGAUAUCGCGGGUGAAUGCAGGGGGUCCGUGCAGUGUGCAUGCAGGCGGGGUGUAUUUCGGGGGGGGCAAAUUCUGGAUCGCAACGUGCGGGACUUCACUUUCACCUGGCCCGUACACGUAGUUAUCGCCCGUGGAGGGGGGGGCCAGGUGGUGGCGGUGCAAUCAAGCGAUUCUCCUUGUUAAGCUGGUUCGGGUGGGCAGAGAGAGGUAUUGUGCUUGGACGAUGGUUGGCCAAAGAACGGAUGAGGCAAUCGUAGCUGGAUUUCGGUGUAAUUACAAAUGCGGUGG